CGAAUGGCACCAUUGCAAAAACCUCCAGAACCACAAAGAAGCGAGUGAACCACAGACGUAGCAGUAGGCGACGGAGUUGCAGAUUCCUUAGAGCGAAAGACGCAUACAGAGAGGGAGAGCGAGAAAUAUCUUUUCGGAAAGAAUGAGUGAUAUAUCGGACCUCGACAGGCAAAUUGAGCAGCUGAAGAAGUGCGAGCCACUGAAGGAAUCGGAAGUAAAGGCUCUUUGCCUUAAAGCCAUUGAAAUCCUCGUUGAAGAGAGCAAUGUCCAAACGGUCGAUGCACCUGUCACCAUAUGUGGUGACAUCCAUGGGCAGUUUUAUGACAUGAAAGAGCUUUUCAAAGUAGGUGGCGAUUGCCCAAAGACUAAUUAUUUGUUUCUUGGAGAUUUUGUUGAUAGAGGAUUCUACUCUGUUGAGACAUUUCUUCUUCUGCUAGCCCUAAAGGUGAGGUAUCCUGAUCGAAUAACACUUAUUAGAGGGAACCAUGAGAGCCGCCAGAUCACCCAGGUUUAUGGAUUUUAUGAUGAGUGUCUACGUAAAUAUGGCUCUGCAAACGUAUGGAGAUAUUGCACAGACAUAUUCGAUUACUUGAGUCUUUCAGCUCUCAUUGAGAACAAAAUUUUUAGUGUCCAUGGUGGUCUCUCCCCGGCCAUAUCGACAUUGGAUCAGAUACGAACAAUUGAUCGGAAGCAAGAAGUACCUCAUGAUGGGGCCAUGUGCGACUUACUGUGGUCAGAUCCUGAAGAUAUUGUAGAUGGUUGGGGUUUGAGUCCUCGCGGUGCUGGAUUUUUAUUUGGUGGCAGUGUUGUUACUACUUUCAACCACGCUAACAACAUUGACUACAUCUGUCGCGCCCACCAGUUGGUAAUGGAGGGAUAUAAAUGGAUGUUCAAUAAUCAAAUAGUUACCGUAUGGUCGGCUCCAAACUACUGUUACAGAUGUGGCAAUGUAGCUGCAAUACUUGAACUAGACGAGAAUCUCAAUAAGCGGUUUCGUGUGUUUGAUGCAGCUCCACAGGAAUCAAGAGGAGCUCCAGCUAAAAAGCCUGCACCAGAUUAUUUCUUAUGAGAUGGACGACUUGAACUCUUGCCCCGUUGCCUUGGACAAAACUAAAUUGAUGAAUGAGCUUUGAAUCACAUUGUGGCACCAAGAAUCGAUGGUUUAGGCCUCCCGCAAUGAUCAACUGAUUAAAUGGCCCAACGAGAGAGAUGUCAUAGCCUCUGGUUCAUGAUUAGUCCGAUCAACGCUCAAUCAUCCUGUAUGCCUUACCAUUCUUAAAACGUUUUUAAGGUAGUAUUUUGGAGCAUUACAUUGUAUGCUAUCUACAAGCGUUUCGUGGAAUACAAAACUAUUUAUUUUGGAGAGCAGGAAAAAAAAACACACAAAAUAUAGUGUUCAAUCUGGAAAGAGGGCAUUGUUUUCUUGUGGAAUACAUUGAUUGAAAGUGAAGCUUGAAGUACGUAAA
Messenger RNA from Tripterygium wilfordii, 1466 nucleotides. Its product is annotated as serine/threonine-protein phosphatase PP-X isozyme 2-like. Gene Ontology annotation, cellular component: cytoplasm; nucleus. Gene Ontology annotation, biological process: double-strand break repair via homologous recombination; peptidyl-serine dephosphorylation. The record is from RefSeq and is a predicted model, not a curated record. Bases 143 to 1069 code for a protein of 308 amino acids. The transcript is spliced from 8 exons. NCBI's taxonomy places the organism in Eukaryota, Viridiplantae, Streptophyta, Magnoliopsida, Celastrales, Celastraceae. Gene Ontology annotation, molecular function: protein serine/threonine phosphatase activity.